GGGCGAGCUAGGAGGAGGGACACCUGAUUCUCACAGCGCUGCAGCUGCCGUCCGUGAUAAAAGAGGGGCGCGAACAGGUCGGCAGAGGAGCGAGGCAGCCUGCGAGCAGGAGACAUGCCGCAGAACGUGGUGCUAGAGGGGCCAGCACCUUGGGGAUUUAGGUUGGCUGGGGGCAAAGACUUCAAGCAGCCUCUGACCAUCACCAGGGUGACACCAGGCAGUAAGGCAUCGCUGGUCAAUCUCUGCCCAGGAGAUGUCAUCCUGGCUAUCGAGGGAGUCUCAACCGAGGGCAUGACUCAUGCCGAGGCCCAGAACAAGAUCAAAGACUCCACUUCCCAGCUCUGCCUGAAGAUAGAGAGGCCUGAAACCAAGCUCUGGUCCCCACAAGUCAUUGAGGAAGGUAAAGCGCACCCAUUCAAGCUUAACCUGGAGGCCGAGCAGCAGGACCUUGGCUACUUCGAACACAAGUAUAAUGUCAGGCCAAAGCCCUUCAUACCUGCACACCAAAGCAGAGAUAACCCAUCUGGGGGGGUGAUGGGAAGUGUAGCUCAAGUACCUUGCCCGAACGCAGCACCAGUUAGUAAUCGUGGUCGGGACGAAGCCCUGGCCCGUUCUGCUCAGUAUAACACCCCAGUUAACUUAUACUCGGAUGCAAAUUUGUCAGAAGCACUACAGCAGGUUCAGAUGUCCACUGUAGGCAAUCAGGUGCUACCCAGCGGGAAGGUCCUGACCUCCAUCGAGGACUCUCACGUGUACCAGAUGCUGCAGGAAGAUCACGAGAGGCCGCACGCUCCACGCCAAUCUGGCUCCUUCAAGGCUCUGCAGGACUACGUGGAAAGUGACGGUACAAAGCCUCUGGUAACCAGAAGCGUAAAAGCUCCAGUAACCAAAACCCAGGCUUCUUCAACUUCGCUGCAAAAACUGCCUCUUUGUGACAAAUGUGGUAAUGGCAUUGUCGGCACCGUGGUCAAGGCGCGGGACAAGUUCCGCCACCCAGCCUGCUUCGUGUGCUCGGACUGCGGCCUGAACCUGAAGCAGAAGGGCUACUUCGUGGUGGAGGGGCAGCUGUACUGCGAGACUCAUGCUCGGCUCCGAAUGAGACCGCCGGAGGGCCACGACCUGGUCACCGUGUACCCCCACGCCUAAGGGAUGUGUAGGAAUGCUUGUUCACCCUGUGGCAAAACAGCUAGGACAGGUGUACAUUUUGUUGAUGAAGCCAGACGAAGCCUGCUUUUACGUGUGAGGGAAAGCUUGCACGAGAGUUUGCAAUUUCACUUCUCAGGGAUUUAAUUAGCCUCUACCUGAAAAGUGAGAGAUCCAACAUACUGAUACGGUUGUUUUCUAGAGUCCCUAUCUCUCUGAAUCCCGAUGAAAUCCUGAAAUUCAUUUAGAACACACAUUUAGAACACACUUCUUUGUCUGAAGCUCUACUUUCUAUACAUGCUGAUAUGCAUGUAAUUAUAUAUGGUGUUUGUGUAAUGUGUGACCCUGUAUUAAGUUUAAGAAUUUAAGAUAGCAUUUAAAUGAAUUUAAGUAAAUUUAAGAUUGCAUUUCAAACUCAAAACAGGCCAUGAAAUAUUCUCUGAGCUGUAUUAAUUUCUUCCAGAAUAUACACUUAUCUUUUUGUAAAUGUAGCUGAAUGUAUACUGUAUUAUCAUGUUCUGUUGAUAAACCCAUUACAAACUCAA
Molecule: messenger RNA, 1688 nt
Organism: Electrophorus electricus (electric eel)
Lineage: Eukaryota; Metazoa; Chordata; Actinopteri; Gymnotiformes; Gymnotidae
Gene: pdlim3b
Product: PDZ and LIM domain 3b
Biological process (GO): muscle structure development; heart development; actin cytoskeleton organization
Cellular component (GO): Z disc; adherens junction; filamentous actin
Molecular function (GO): muscle alpha-actinin binding; actin binding
Source: RefSeq, a predicted model, not a curated record